AAUGCAUGGCAUUGUGCUUGAAGAAUCUAGAAGAGAGAAAAGAGCAAGAAGCUGGUAACAGAAGGAGAAUACAGCAGGCCAUAAAUGAUGCGAAGGCACAUGCUGAUAUCAUCAAACGGCAGCUGUCAGAAAAAAUUACUGAGCUUCAGAUACUUCUUCGGGAAGAAGAGAGUCUGGCAAAAAACUUCAUUGAUGAAAAGACUCAGCAAGGCCUGGGAGCACAUGAUCAGCAUUUGAGGUCCUGUGAUCAACAGCUUGCAGCCCUGGAGACCUUCACACAUCGAAUCAAACAAAUACAGCAGGACAGUGAUCCUAUUAAUUUGCUGGAGAAGUACACAGAAAUUGAGAAGGAAAUGAAGGCAUCCAGGCACCUGUUAGAAGAGUGGAAUCCAGUACCUCUCUCGUUUGAGCACUUACUUAAUCAUUAUAAACACUUCAUCAGAGUUCUUCAGUCCAUUCUACAAAAACCAUUGGAAGCCCGGCUUAAAGAAGACGUUUUCAGUAGCCUUAAUCCCACUGCAAUGAAGGAGCCUGGGACAGUGCUGAAAACCAUGACUCCUGUCGAUCGGUUGCUUUUCUUAAAACAUGCAAGAUCACCAACCUGGGAAUAUGACAGCAUUCACCCAAGACUGAAAUUGUCUGAUGACCGUCUUGAAGUAAGCUGUAGCUGGAGGAGAAUAUUUUACCCCUGUAGUCCCCAGAGAUUUGAUAAAUUAUGGCAAGUGCUAAGCAGAGACGCAUUCCUUUCUGGGAGCCAUUACUGGGAAGUUGACCUGCUUCAUGCUGGAGCAGGAUGGUGGAUUGGCGCAGCCUACCCUACCAUUGGCAGGAAAGGAGACUCUGAAGCCUGUCGACUGGGCUGGAAUAGAGCAUCUUGGUGCCUUAAGAAGUUUGAUGUUGAGUACUGGGCAUUUCACAAGGGAGAGAGAAUCCCCAUCCUGAUACAAGAUGAUCCUGAUCGCAUUGGCAUUUUUCUAAAUUAUGAAGCAGGAAUUCUUUCAUUCUACAAUGUUAGUGAUGGCAUGGCUCAUUUGCACACCUUCCACUGCAAGUUCUCAGAACCAGUUUAUCCAGCCCUGAGACUCUGGGAAGGGUCCAUUAGAACAUGCAAACUAACGUAAGAAACAAAGUGAAAUAAAGCCUAUUUCAUGCUUUUUCUGUUAGUGCCACUUCAGCAAUUAUCUACAUGAAUUUUUCUCU
Cyanistes caeruleus (blue tit) is the source of this 1200-nucleotide messenger RNA. NCBI's taxonomy places the organism in Eukaryota, Metazoa, Chordata, Aves, Passeriformes, Paridae. The record is from RefSeq and is a predicted model, not a curated record.